AAAUUUUCCUGUGAGAUACUCUCAUUUCAGUGACAGAAAGGAAAAGAUACUUCUCAUGGCGGGACGAAAUCAGCACCGCCUCACUCCGACCGAAAUCCGUCUAAAGGAGGACCUUAUCGCCGCCCGCAGCCGCGAGAUCCAAACCCUCCUUCUCGACAAUCAGCGCCUUGCCGCUUCCCAUGUCGCGCUCAAGCAGGAUGUCCUCGCCGCGCAGCAGGACCUCCACCGCCUCUCCGUCACCGCCUCCUCCGUCAAGGCCGAGAGGGACGCUCAGGUGCGAGAGGUCUACCAGCGCUCCCUCAAAUUGGAGGCUGAGUCUCGCUCCGCGGACGCCCUCUCCGCCGAAUCCAACCGCGUUAGGGCUCAAAUCCAGGACCUUAGGGCUGAGCGCGACCAAUUAUCGGUCAAAUUGAAGGAAGUCCAAGACGAUAUAGCGAGGACUCAGCCCGAGCAGAAGGAAUUCUCUGACCUCAAGGCUGACAUUGAGGCAUUGCGUAGAGAAGUGCAAAAAGGAAGGGCUGCAGUUGAAUAUGAAAGGAAGAUGAAGGCCACCAACUCUGAACUAGGUGAAGUAAUGGAGAAGCACCUGAGAUCCAUGGCUCGUGAGGCAGAAAACUUGCAUGCUGAACUUGCAGAGAAGAGAGCUAUGGCAGCCGGUGUAGGUUCAGGAACAUCUGCCAACCCAGCUCCAGGACAUGCCGUUCCCCAAAGCUUUGUUGAACCUGGAGUUGGUAGAAAUUCAGUACCCGAUCAGCAUGCUGUUCAUCAGGGUAUGACUCAUGUACCUGGAGGGCCUCAUGGUCCCAAUGACAUGCAAAGGUAGCUGCAAAGCAGAAUGGUUGGUUACCCUCUUCUCCUUCAUCAGUGAAUGUUGGGAGAGAACUAAAGGCCUUCACAUAUUGAGAUAUUUAGACUGACUAAGGGUCCCUGAAAAAUGAAGAUGUGGUGGUGUCAUCAAACGCCAUUUUCGUAAUUCUCGAUCGAUUUGGCAAUAUCGUAAAAUUUGUAAGUUGCGGCACUAGAUAAGAAUGAUUUAAUUACUGGUUAUAUAUCGAUGAUCCCUGAUGAUCUUAUAGGAUGACUUUCGAUACUAUAAGUUUAAUUCAAAAAAUUAAACUCAUUCUAGAGCGCAACUUGAGAGGCAACAGAUCUGAAAAAAUUUGAUUUCUAGAUAUUCUCUUAACGAUCAGAAUAUACCUUAUUGAAGAUCUUUUUUAUCUAUACGGGUGGUACAUGAUUAUUUAUACAAUUGUACUACCUCCGUCCUUUAAAAAUAGAAACCAUUUCCUUUUUGGUCCGUCCCUUAAAUAAAUAAAUAUAGAAACAUCUACUUAAGGAAACUUUUUUGUCUCUAAUGAUGUGGGAACCAUUCUCCUCUAACAAUAUUUCAGCCAUCAUUUCUUGUCCUCUCUUUGAUACUUUACCAAUUAUGCAUUAAUACCCGUGUCAUUUCAAAGUUUCUAUUUUUAAAUGUAACACCCGUCUUUUUAGAACCUCUUCACGUUGAGUUUUGUUUUAAGAACGAGCGAGUGAUAGACCUUAAAUAAAAUACUGUCUUUGUUUCGAUUGACUGUGAAUGAAAUUAGUGAAUGCUUGAUCGUUGUUGGUUAAUCGCGUGGUGAAAGUAUUCGGCAAGAUUGAUGUGAGUGUCGAUGGAAAUAUUAGGUGUUCUUAUUUAAUCACCAAAAUACUAAAAAUAAAAUACCAAUAAAUACUCUAAACCAAAUAUUUGGGCUUAUCUUUUUACCUCCCAUGUUUAUAGCUUUUAUUCCUUUUUGGUUGACCGAUUUUGAGAAGCCAAAAUAUAAAUUAAUUAUUCUUCUACUACAGUCAAAUUCUUAGUCAAAAUAAAUUCCCUCUCCUAAAUCCACGUCUCCACCGUUG
Molecule: messenger RNA, 1884 nt
Organism: Salvia hispanica
Lineage: Eukaryota; Viridiplantae; Streptophyta; Magnoliopsida; Lamiales; Lamiaceae
Source: RefSeq, a predicted model, not a curated record